Molecule: messenger RNA, 1312 nt
Organism: Diabrotica virgifera virgifera (western corn rootworm)
Lineage: Eukaryota; Metazoa; Arthropoda; Insecta; Coleoptera; Chrysomelidae
Product: lactosylceramide 1,3-N-acetyl-beta-D-glucosaminyltransferase A-like
Exons: 2
Coding region: 155-1186 (343 amino acids)
Cellular component (GO): membrane
Molecular function (GO): hexosyltransferase activity
Source: RefSeq, a predicted model, not a curated record
AGAAGAGGCUGGCAAUAAGGGAUACGUGGGGACAAGUGGAAGAAACUAAAAAAAUAGUGUUUGUGAUAGGAGAUCCAGGUUCCCCGGAACAACAGAAAAAGUUAGAAGCGGAAAGUGUGUUAUUUGGUGACAUUGUACAAGGGUAACCCGGGUGAUGAUAAUGACUUAUCCAUCGUUAAACCAUAGGACUUUAACGUUAAUAGGAUUAAUCAUUUUAGGAAUUCCAAUUAUGUUCUUAGUGAAUUUCCAAGGCUCACUAUUCCAAAACUACACUCAGUCGUCAACCGCAUCGCAACCUACAAAAUUAUUGGAGACCUUAGUUGGAAAGCCAACUCAGGAUUACAAUCGCUUAUUGAACAUAAGCUUUAAUUUUUCUAUGAUAAAUCAAGUGUGUCGGGAAAAUUCUUCUGUGUUAGUGCUAAUAGUAGUUCAUUCUGCACCUUUAAAUUUAGAGAAGAGGCUGGCAAUAAGGGAUACGUGGGGACAAGUGGAAGAAACUAAAAAAAUAGUGUUUAUGAUAGGAGAUCCAGGUUCUCCGGAACAACAGAAAAAGUUAGAAGCGGAAAAUGUGUUAUUUGGUGACAUUGUACAAGGUAAUUUUAGAGACACUUACAGAAAUCUAACUUACAAGCACGUAAUGGUUCUUAAAUACUUUGUUUACCAUUGUCCGCAAGCAAAAUUUGUAUUAAAAACCGAUGAUGACGUCUUCAUCAACUGGCCAAGUAUGAACAAUUUCCUUACUUACCAUUUGUUUCGUUUCGGUGAUAGAGAAACCAUAUACUGUAUUAUAAGACCUCCCAGCCCUGUUGACAGAAGAUAUACCAAAUGGGUUGUAACAGUUGAUGAGUAUCCAGAAAAAGUCUAUCCACAGUACUGUCUUGGAUAUGUUAUUCUUUAUACACCAGAAGUGGCAUUUAGUCUAUAUGAAGAAGCCCAAACAUCAAAUUUCUUUUUUUGGAUAGACGAUGCAUUCAUAACUGGUAUUCUCUUUAAAAACCUAAAUUAUACUCACACAGAUAUCGCAAAUUUAUUGUUAUUAGACCAAAGUUUAUAUGCUAUUUCUAAUCAUUUCACUAACGUUACAAUUAAACCAUUUCUAUUUAGAUUAAUGGACAAAAUGCAGAUGCAAACUGUUUGGAAAUAUGUUUCUACGCAUGAAGCUCCCAAAAAUAUAUUUGCUUUAUAACCAUAAUAAAAUAUUUUAAAAAACAAAUACUCACUUUUUUAACGGAAAACGUUUUUCAUUUCAUAGAACUCAGUUUCUGUAUAUGUCGGCUCGAAAGAACACAACAAAAAUGACAAUUAAUUAGUA